GCGGGAAGCUGGGGGAGGGGUGAGGAUGGAGGGAGCCUGGACCGGGAGGCAGCGUCGGACUGGGCCCAACGGCCUGGGCUGGGCUGUGCGGGAGAGUGGACCGCUGCGGGGACUGGGCUUUCCCCGCUGCCCCGCCCCCUGGGACCACCUCCCCUCCCCCCUGCUCUCUGGUGGCGGCGCUCAGCCCAGUGGCCGUUAGUUAGGCUUCGCGUGGUCCCUCUUCGGGCCUCUUUCUCCGGAGCCGCGAACAGGCGGUCUCCCUGCGGUCUCAGCAGGCCGCAUACCAGCGCCCAGCUCUACUGGACGUGAAGAGGCCGGUUGGGAUUCCGGGACUUUCCCGCCAGAGCAGGGUCUUCUCUCGAGGGAGAGCUGUUUUCGCCGGAAGCUCAGCUUUCUAUCACCUGCUUCACCUCCCGUCCUCCUUGAGACCUGAAUGGUAUUCCGCGGCUAUUUCUGCGUCUCACGUAAACAGUUUUCCAACUCUUAACUCUGGUAUCUCCUUGAGAUGUGAUAUCGCUAGUGCCACCACCAGAAAGAAACGUCGGGACCCUCCCGCCCAGGUUAUGAGAAUCCCCUUACCUGCCACAGUGUGCUUACCCGGCUCAUCGCCUCCUGGACUUUGUUUCUUUGCUAAAGUCAGUGAUGUGAAAAGACCUGACAUGGAUGAUAUUGCUGAUAGGAUGAGGAUGGACGCUGGAGAAGUAACUUUAGUGAACCACAACUCCAUCUUCAAAACCCACCUCCUGCAGCAGUCAGGGUUUCCAGAGGACCAGCUUUUACUUCCUGACCAGCAGAUUUUACCUUCUAGGCCAGGAAAUUUGGACCGAUCUUUUACAUGUUCCACAAGAAAUGCAGCUUAUAGUCCAAAUUACUACUCAGAUAACCCUUCCUCAGACAGUUUUCUUGGCUCAGGCGAUGUAAGGACUUUUGGCCAGAGUGCAAAUGGCCAGUGGAGAAAUUCCACUCCAAUACCAAGCUCAACUUUACAAAAAUCAAGAAACAGCCGAAGUCUUUACCUCGAAACCCGAAAGACCUCAAGUGGAUUAUCAAACCCAUUUACAGGAAAGUCAAACCAUCACUGCCAUAUGUCUGCAUAUGAAAAAUCUUUUCCUAUUAAGCCUGUUGCAAGUCCAUCUUGGAGCGGUUCUUGUCGACGAAGUCUUUUAAGCCCUAAGAAGUCUCAGCGACGACAUGUUAGUACAGCAGAAGAGACAGUUAAAGAAGAAGAGAGAGAGAUCUACAGACAACUGCUACAGAUGGUCACAGGAAAACAGUUCUCUGUAGCCAAACCGACCACACAUUUUCCUUUACACCUGUCACGAUGUCUUAGUUCCAAUAAAGAUGCUUUGGGAGACUCCCUGUUUAAAAAUGGAAACUCUUGUACAUCUCAUAUCAUUGGCUCUGACACUUCAUCAUCUGGAUCGGCCAGCAUUGUAACUACCCACGAACAGCUGUCUCAUAGUGCAUAUUCCCUGUCAUCAUAUGUUCCAGAUGUUGCGUUUGGAUCCAAAGAUUAUGAUCCUUGCCAUCAGCCCCAGCAUUCUCUUCCACACCAGCCAGAUAAUUUACCAGCAUCAAAUACACAAUCUGAAGGAUCAGACUCUGUGAUUUUACUCAAAGUGAAAGAUUCUCAGACUCCAACUCCCAGUCCUACUUUCUUCCAGGCAGAGCUGUGGAUCAAAGAAUUAACUAGUGUUUAUGAUUCUCGAGCGCGGGAAAGAUUGCGCCAGAUAGAGGAGCAGAAAGCACUAGCAUUACAGCUUCAAAAUCAGAGAUUGCAGGAACAAGAACAUUCAGUACAUGAUUCAGUAGAACUACAUCUUCGUGUACCUCUUGAAAAGGAAAUCCCUGUCACGAUUGCCCAAGAAACAGAAAAAAAAAGUCGUAAGUUAAGUGAUAGUGAAGAUGAAUUUCCUGAAAUUACAGAGGAAAUGGAGAAAGAAAUAAAGAAUGUAUUUCGUAAUGGAAACCAAGAUGAAGUUCUCAGUGAAGCAUUCCGCUUGACCAUUACACGCAAAGAUAUUCAAACUCUAAACCAUCUGAAUUGGCUCAAUGAUGAGAUCAUCAAUUUCUACAUGAAUAUGCUAAUGGAGAGAAGUAAAGAAAAAGGAUUGCCAAGUGUGCAUGCAUUUAAUACCUUUUUCUUUACUAAGUUAAAAACAGCUGGUUACCAGGCAGUGAAGCGUUGGACAAAGAAAGUGGAUGUAUUUUCUGUUGAUAUUCUUCUGGUGCCCAUCCACUUGGGAGUGCACUGGUGUUUAGCUGUUGUAGACUUUAGAAAGAAGAAUAUUACCUAUUAUGAUUCUAUGGGUGGAAUAAACAAUGAAGCCUGCAGAAUCCUCUUGCAAUACCUAAAGCAAGAAAGCAUUGACAAGAAAAGGAAAGAGUUUGACACCAAUGGUUGGCAGCUCUUCAGCAAGAAAAGCCAGGAAAUUCCACAGCAGAUGAAUGGAAGUGACUGUGGGAUGUUUGCUUGUAAAUAUGCUGACUGUAUUACCAAAGACAGACCAAUCAACUUCACACAGCAACACAUGCCAUACUUCCGGAAGCGGAUGGUCUGGGAGAUCCUCCACCGAAAGCUCUUGUGAAGACUGUCUCAGCAAGCAGACAAUGACCCCGUGGGGGACCAGCCCUUUGUUGUCUACAGCCAGAGACCGUGAAAACAGCUGCUCCCAACCCUCUGUUCUUGUAUAGCCCUUGAACCUGAACCAGGCCCUGGCAAGAUGCAUUCACAAGCACAUCUGCCUUUCCUUUUGUAUCUCAGAUACUAUUUUUGCAAAGAAACUUUGGUGCUGUGAAAGGGGUGAGGGGCAUCCCUAAGCUGAAGAGAAAUUGCUUUUCACUUCUUCAGUUCUGCCAUCUUGUUUUCAAAGGGCUCCAGCCUUGCUCAGCCCCUAAUUAGGGGACUGAGAAAAGCUUGGAAAGAAUCUUGGUUUCUUAUAAACUGUUGUUGCUAGGCCUUAUUGAGAAGUAGAAAAGGGCAUGGUCGAGAGGUAGGGAUAAAAACCACCAGCAUAUACAUGCACACAUAUAUAACGUGAUUUUUAAGACAUGUAGUCAGGAAAGUGACUGUAAACUGGACUUUGGAGCACAUGCAGAAGUCUCUGCCUUUAAGACCCUUCCUGUUUAUAUGCCCUAUAUGUGAAACUAACUGCUUCACUACAAGACUGUGUUACCAAUUUCAUGCAUCCUGAGGCACAGCACAUGAGCCCCAGGCAGACUCCAAAGUCCCAGGAAGUUCUUUCCUUAAGAGCAGGGGUUUGCAUGUGCUAACCACACAUGCUACAGGGAAGACCCACCCAGGGAAGGUUCAUUGGAGCAACAAAAGCUCCAUUUCUAAUGUUGCCUGCUUCUGACCAAGAAGAACGACCUCAGUCUUUAGCAUAAAAUUACAGUGUUGGAUGAAUCCAGGUCUAGUUGGUCUGUGGGUAGUUUAAGUGUGUUUCUAACCACAGA
This is a messenger RNA of Fukomys damarensis (Damara mole-rat), 3456 nucleotides long. RefSeq names its product SUMO specific peptidase 1 (gene Senp1). Bases 564 to 2588 code for a protein of 674 amino acids. Lineage: Eukaryota; Metazoa; Chordata; Mammalia; Rodentia; Bathyergidae. The record is from RefSeq and is a predicted model, not a curated record. Gene Ontology annotation, cellular component: nucleus. Gene Ontology annotation, molecular function: deSUMOylase activity. The transcript is spliced from 18 exons. Gene Ontology annotation, biological process: protein desumoylation.